AUGCAGUCGAGGUACUCGCAGCACCCGCAACAACCGUCCUACGCCUCCCCAUCCCGCUCCUCCUUCCAACAACCCUCCCACCCCUCGCCUUCGUCUCGCUUCACCCAACGCUCGACUCUCUCGUCUCGCUCGGGCGGCUCGGGCGGAUCUGGAGGCAGUGGCGGGGCACAGAGCAUGAGGAGUGACCGGACAGGCAGCAGCGGCGAGUACAACCGGAAUGCGGACCCCGCAGAGCUCUUCGUCAGGCAGGAGCGAAUUGGCAAGGGAUCCUUCGGCGAGGUAUACAAAGGGUACUCGGUACGGACGGGGAAGGCUGUUGCGAUCAAGGUCAUUGACCUUGAAGAUGCCGAAGACGAGAUCGAGGACAUUCAGUCCGAGAUUUCCAUCCUCUCCUCGCUCGACUCGCCCUUCGUGACCAAGUACGAAGGCUCCUGGCUACGCGGCACCGAGCUCUGGAUCGUCAUGGAAUACCUCCAAGGCGGUUCGUGCGGAGACCUGCUGAAACCUGGCGUCUUCAAGGAGGACUAUAUCGCCAUCAUCUGCCGCGAGCUGCUCAAGGGCCUCGAGUAUCUGCAUGGCGAGGGGAAGUUGCACAGGGAUAUCAAGGCUGCGAACGUCUUGCUGAGCGCUUCGGGUGACGUCAAGCUCGCCGACUUCGGCGUCUCGGGUCAGCUUACCGCGACGAUGACCAAGAAGAACACCUUCGUCGGCACGCCCUACUGGAUGCCGCCCGAGGUAAUCAAGCAGUCCGGGUACGACUCGAAGGCCGACAUCUGGUCUCUCGGCAUCACGGCGAUCGAGAUGGCCAAGGGCGAGCCGCCUUACGCUGAACUGCAUCCCAUGAAGGUCCUGUUCCUCAUCCCCAAGAACCCUCCACCAACGCUCGACGACCCUCGCUUUUCAAAGCCGUUCCGAGAGUUCGUCUCGCUCUGCCUCCAACGCGACCCUCUCGCUCGUCCUUCCGCGAAAGACCUCCUCAAGCAUCGCUUUAUCAAGACGGCUAAGAAGACGAGUUAUUUGACGGAGCUCAUCGAGAGGUUGGCGAGGUGGAAGGCGGAGGGUGGGGAGGGCCAGCGGGAUAAGGACAGGGAGGAUGGGAGCGGGGAGAGCGAGAACGAGCUCAUCCCGCAGCAGGACGAGCUGUGGGACUUUGGGACCGUCCGCCAUGUCCACGCUCGUGCUGGCGGUCCCGCGACUCUCCGACGACAACAGCAGCAACAGCAGCGACAGCCCGCACCGCAACGCGCAUACCCUCCUCAGCAUUCUCAGCCCGCGCCCGCCGUCCGCAGCCACGACUACGCUUCGCGCCCUCCUCACCCCGCUGCCCAGCAGCACUCGUACGACACCGUCCGCGGCGUGCCUCCUUCCGCUUCUUCCGACGCCGCAGGCCCGACUUCGGCGCACUCAGAGUACGACGAUUACUCUUCUGCUGCAUCGUCGGCGGGCGGAGCGAGGGAUCCGGAGGAGCGCGCCCGAGAAGCGCUUGAUCGUGAGCGGGAGAGGUUGGAGGCACUCAGGUUGCAGGAGCAGCGGCAGGUGCAGGAGGCGAGACAGUCUCAGCAGUACGCGCACGGGCAGAACGGGGCGGCGGCGCAGGCGGCGCAGCCGCAGGAGGGAGCGGAGGACGAGGGAGGGAUUAUGGAGACGGUCGUCUUGCCUGUUCUCGACUCGAUCCACGACCGCGUUACGAACCCUACCGCCCGCCAAUCCAUCCUUCGCUUCCGCGCCGCCAUCGAGCAGAUCGAGCGCGAGCCCGAGGCCGACGACUAG
This is a messenger RNA of Rhodotorula toruloides NP11, 1770 nucleotides long. Its product is annotated as serine/threonine kinase 25. The transcript has 11 exons. NCBI's taxonomy places the organism in Eukaryota, Fungi, Basidiomycota, Microbotryomycetes, Sporidiobolales, Sporidiobolaceae. The record is from RefSeq and is a predicted model, not a curated record. Gene Ontology annotation, molecular function: protein kinase activity; ATP binding. Gene Ontology annotation, biological process: protein phosphorylation. Bases 1 to 1770 code for a protein of 589 amino acids.